AUUAAAGCAGCAUCGCGAAGCGUGAUAUCACUCAUAAUACGGUCAUGUUGAAGCAAUUUUCUUCCUUUUUUUCGCGCGAGAAAUCUCUGACCUUUUUUCUUCUUUGCUUGGCAUUUUCUUCGUCUGGAAGCCUUCGUCAUAUCCAAAUAUUUGAGGAUUUCAAAGAAAUACGAUUUAAUGACGACCAUUACAAAGAACAUGGUAUCGAUGCGGACUACAAAUGCGUGGCUCAAGUCUAAUUAUGAUAAACUGAUCGCCAAAGAAGCAAGGCGAUCAAUGUAGGAGCUUCUACCAAAUCGAGCCAAGUUCCAAGACGAACUGCACAUUUUAACGAGAUUGAGUAGGACAUGGGCAAGUUUACAGGCAACAGGCAAGCCGAUGUUCAUACUGAACAAUCCUUGGUCGACACAGCGCAUGCGGCGCAUCGGUAUGCAAUUACCCAUGCAACCAGUGUUCCAAGGCUACGCACAGAGACAUUGCAGCCAUGCCGAUGUGCUUGUACAGUUAACUACAUGCGCAACAUGAGAACCAUUACAGGGACAUGGAAAUGCAGGGCGCUAAGACUCUGAAGAGAGAUUGAGAUGCAUGGUGCACGGACAAGGAUGGCUGCUACCACCCGCUGAGAUGGGUACAGUUCAAAACUACUUUGUAUUAUUAUUUGAGCUUGAUGUUAGGCUGUGUGCAAGAACGCAUAGCAUCCUACGAGUACUAACGAAGAUAUGAAAUGAAGCAUCAUCAGAACCCG
Messenger RNA from Trichoderma virens Gv29-8, 745 nucleotides. RefSeq lists its product as uncharacterized. The coding region runs from base 348 to 569 and encodes 73 amino acids. The record is from RefSeq and is a predicted model, not a curated record. Lineage: Eukaryota; Fungi; Ascomycota; Sordariomycetes; Hypocreales; Hypocreaceae. The transcript has a single exon.